Molecule: messenger RNA, 2031 nt
Organism: Bombina bombina (fire-bellied toad)
Lineage: Eukaryota; Metazoa; Chordata; Amphibia; Anura; Bombinatoridae
Product: gastrula zinc finger protein XlCGF26.1-like
Exons: 2
Coding region: 1-1824 (607 amino acids)
Biological process (GO): regulation of transcription by RNA polymerase II
Molecular function (GO): DNA-binding transcription factor activity; RNA polymerase II cis-regulatory region sequence-specific DNA binding
Source: RefSeq, a predicted model, not a curated record
AUGGAAAAUCUCAAAUCACAGCAAAUGAUGGACAAAGGAAAGGAAUCUUUUACUUGUACAGAGUGUGGAAAAAGCUUUACACGAAAAUCAGGUGUCUUAUUACACCAAAGAGUACAUACAGGCGAAAAGCCAUUUAAAUGUAGGGAGUGCGGCAAAUGUUUUGCACGAGAGAAUGUGCUUGCAGCUCAUGAAAGAGUCCACACUGGGGAGAAACCAUUCACAUGUACAGAGUGUGGAAAAUGCUUUAGACAAAGGAACGCUCUACUGGAACACCAAACAAUUCACACAGGAGAGAAACACUUCAAAUGUACUGAGUGUGGAAAAAGCUUUAGGCAGAAGAUAGGAUUUUUAAAGCACCAAAUGAUUCACACUGGAGAGAAGCCUUUCACUUGUACAGAAUGUGGCAAACGUUUUGCACGGAAGAGUCACCUCAUAGCUCAUGAAAGGCUGCAUACAGGAGAGAAACCAUUUGCUUGUACUGAUUGUGGGAAACAAUUUAGAAACAAGUCAAAUCUACAAAUACACCAAAAGAUUCAUACAGGAGAGAGAGAUUUUAAAUGUAGUGAGUGCGGGCAAGGUUUUAUAAACAUGUAUAGUCUCAUAUCUCAUAGAAAGAUCCACACAGGAGAGAAACCAUUCACAUGUACAGAAUGUGAUAAAAGCUUUAGAGAAAGGUCAGGUCUCUUAAGACACCAACGGAUUCAUACAGGGGAGAGCCCAUUUGCAUGUGAAGAGUGUGGAAAAUGCUUCAAAUUAAAGAGUGUCAUAAUACACCUAAGGAUUCAUACAGGAGAGAAACCGUUUAAAUGUAGGGAGUGUGGGAAAUGUUUUGCACGGGCGAAUGUGCUCGCAACCCAUAAAAGAGUCCACACUGGGGUAAAAUCAUUCACAUGUACAGAGUGUGGGAAAUGCUUUAGCGAAAGACCAGGUCUACUUGAACAUCAAAAGAUUCACACAGGAGAGAAGCCUUUCACUUGUACAGAGUGUGGCAAAGGUUUUGCACAAAAGUGUUUCCUCAUAUCUCAUGUAAGGAUCCAUACAGGAGAGAAACCAUUUGCUUGUACUGAAUGUGGGAAAUGCUUUAGAGAAAGGUCAGGUCUACUAGAACACCAAACGAUUCACACAGGAGAAAAGCCUUUCACUUGUACAGAGUGUGGCAAAGGUUUUGCACAUAAGUGUUUCCUCAUAUCUCAUGUAAGGAUCCAUACAGGAGAGAAACCAUUUGCUUGUUCUGAAUGUGGGAAACAAUAUAACCACAAAUCAAAUCUACAAAUACACCAAAAGAUUCAUACAGGAGAAAGAGAUUUCAAAUGUAGUGAGUGCGGGAAAAGUUUUACAUGUGGGAGUGUUCUCAUAUCUCAUAGAAAGAUCCACACAGGAGAGAAACCAUUCACAUGUACAGAAUGUGAUAAAAGCUUUAGAGACAGGUCAGGUCUCUUAAGACACCAAAUGAUUCAUACAGGGGAGAGGCCUUUUGAAUGUGCAGAGUGUGGAAAAUGUUUCAAAUUAAAGAGUCAUCUCAGAAAUCAUGAAAUCAUCCACACAAAUGAGAGGCAAUUUACUUGUACUGAAUGUGGGAACAGUUUUAUGCAUAAAACAGCUCUUCAAAGGCACAAAAAAAUUCACACAGGAGAGAAACCAUUUUCAUGUACAGAAUGUGGGAUAAGCUUUGCAGAGAAGUCAAAACUUAGAUUGCACCAAACUAUUCAUACAAGGGAAAAGGCUUUCACAUGUACAGUAUGUGGAAAAGGAUUUAUGAAGAAGCCAGCUUUCCUAAAGCACCAGAACAUUCACCAGAGUGAGAAUCCUCUCACAGAUGCAUAAUGUGUAACAGCUUUCUACAAAUGCAUUUCAGCUUUACUACAUCAGUAAGCUCACGGUGGUACAGAGUAUGAGAAAUGGUUGUGGAAAGAUUUAUAGUUUUUUUUUUUUUUUUUUUACAAAACUAGUGUCUUUUAAAUCAUUAAAGGGCAAUGUAAUGCAGAAAAUAACAAAUUGUCCUAAUAAAUUAUCAUUAUUUUAGCACUGUGA